GUCUGCCUGAAGAGUUGCUGAGACCACAGUAGCUUGGGUCUGGAGAUAAAAAGUUGUCUGACAACUCACACACAGUCUUUUGUCAGCAAGGAGUCCGGACUGGUUUGCCCAAUGCUGCUGGUUGCCCUCCUCUCGCUGCUGGCGGGGUGCACGGCCCUGCGCUUCGUACCCGGGGCCUUCCUCAAGCUACCCGACUCCCAAGGGGCACAUCGGUUCAACGCGGGGACAGCGUCGGCGGCGGCGUACGAUGAACUCACCAAGAUCCUCUAUGUCGUCGGUACGCAGGCGGCAGUAAUGAACAUCAUUGACCUCAGUAACCCCGACAGUCCAACCAUCGUUCAGACAGUGCCGUUCACACAGGGCUUCCCUGCUGCUGUAGCUGUGUGUCACUCGUCACAACGCAGCUUCCUGGCUGUCGGCUUCCAGAGACUCGGCACCUCCUCCCGCGGCAAAGUCCGCAUCUACGGCGCCCUCGAUGACCCCAGCGACCCUCUGGUGUCAGCCUACGACCCCGUGCCAAUCAAUGGCUACGACCCGACGUCCAUGCAGUGGACAGACAACUGCUACCAGCUGGUGGUCGUCAGUCGCGGUCAGGUGCACAAGAUCAACGGAGCCUUCGACGACCCCCCGACUGAGAUCGAGAUUUUGUCCAUGAGCGUAGUUGUGGAGAGACGCGAGAUCCCCAUCUCCGACUCUGCUCUCAUCGCGGGAGGAGUGCGCCAGGUGUUCCAAAGAUGUACAGAAGGAAGCAACGCGCUGUCGACGAGGAAGCAGGACCUGGAGAUUCGUUCUGUCACCAUCAGUGAAGACAAUGUCGCUUACUUCGCUAUCGGGAAAAACAACGCCAUCGGGUGGCUGGACCUGGAAAGCGCCUACCCUGAAGUAAAAUUCCUGAGCUUGGGAACUAAGAAGUGGAAGGGACUGGGAAUUGAUGCUAGCUUCAAUGACUCAGGAAUCAACCCACAGCCGUAUCCUAUAGACACCUUCUACCAGCCAUUCGACUUGGUCACCUUCCAGUCGGGAGGGAAGACCUACAUCGCAACUGCGGACACUGGGGAGUUCACGAGGCUCACUCAAGUGGAAGAUGGCUGCGAGUUCAGUGAGGCAUCAACAGGCCAGGAGUGGAUCGCAGCAGAAGGUUUCAGCAGUGCAGUGCCCACUGCCGACAUCACGUUGCUGAGAGCAGCUCUGAGAGACACGUCUAGACUAGGCCAGAUGGAGUUUACACGCCUCAAAACUGCAGCUGACGGGUACAACGCUCUGGUGGAUGGCUACGACCGCAUCACUGGCUACGGAGGCCGCGGUCUGAGCAUCUUCACCAUCGAUCCCCACUCCACCGGCAUCAACAGCAAGGACUCGCACCACGUGCAGCGCGUGUACGACUCCGGCGACAUCUUUGAGCGCAUCUACACCGGCAACCUCGCCGACAGGUACAAGGCCGUCUUCAACUCGCAGAUGGGGUCAGCAAGUGCUUUGCAGAACAGCCGCUUCGACAUGGCAUCACCCGAAACGGGACCCGCUCCACGUGCCAUAGAGAUGGGCACCAUCAACAACCUCACGGUGCUGGCAGUGGCCAACGGUCAGGUGGGAGGAAUCUACUUCUUCACAGUGGAGAGCGAGGGCAACAACGUGCCGAUAGUUCGUUACGAGGGCUUUGUCCGGAGGGGCAACCCUGGUCUGUCCUGGAGCGAGGCCUACGGUCUGCCUGACGACUCUGUGGGCGAGCCGCUGACUAGCGACCUGCAGUGGCUGACCACAGACCAGGGCCCGUACCUCAUCGCACUCAGUGGCCAGGCUGGUGUCGUCAGCCUCUACAGCGUCCACGACCCUUAAUCUGCUUCCGAUGAAGGCAGGAAGGAUUAAACAGAACUGUCCACUUGUAAACAAUAUGUCUUUGGUUAUCAUAAAUUUUCAACUAAAUUCCAUUGAAAAGUCUGUUGUUUUAAA
This is a messenger RNA of Pomacea canaliculata, 1947 nucleotides long. Its product is annotated as mesenchyme-specific cell surface glycoprotein-like. NCBI's taxonomy places the organism in Eukaryota, Metazoa, Mollusca, Gastropoda, Architaenioglossa, Ampullariidae. The transcript has 13 exons. The record is from RefSeq and is a predicted model, not a curated record. The coding region runs from base 112 to 1833 and encodes 573 amino acids.